Molecule: messenger RNA, 1245 nt
Organism: Rangifer tarandus platyrhynchus (Svalbard reindeer)
Lineage: Eukaryota; Metazoa; Chordata; Mammalia; Artiodactyla; Cervidae
Source: the annotation of a GenBank genome assembly
AUGGACACCCACCCAGAACAGGAGAGAGGGGACACUCAGACCCUGACUGGAGGCAAUCCCAGCUUCUUAGCUGCUCAGAUCUCCCAGGCUCGACCUCCGAUGGGCUGGCAGGUGAGCUUUCCCGGUUCCUUCCUGCGCCACCAAGGCAAACGUGGACUGGAUAUCGGCGCUGAGUUCUCCUCUCUGGGACGUGCCCCUGCAACACCUCUCCAUCCCAGGGAGUCACGACACGAUGACAUACUGCCUGAACAAGAAGUCACCCAUCUCUCACAAGGAGUCAAGGCUGCUGAGCUUCGGGGCAAAGUGCUGCUAUGUCACCCUGCCCGUGGUGCUCAAGUGGUCCACCACCCAGGUACUGAGCAUCACGAAGCAGCUGGAUGCCGACGUGAGGACCUGCGGAUGGCGCACACAGAGGAGGGCACCGAGGGGAACCUGCACUCUGGCCACAUGGUGUACACGACGGCCCUGGUGGAGGACAUGCUCACGGAGAUCUCGGAGUGGCUGGAGAACCACCCCCGGGAGGUGGUCAUCCUGGCAUGCAGGAACUUCGAGUACAUGAUGGAGGACCCAUGCAAGUACCUGAUGGGCUGCAUCAAGAACAUCUUUGGGGACAUGCUGUGUCCCCAUGGGGAGGUGCUGACUCUGUGCCAGCUGUGGUCACAGGGCCAGCAGGUCAUCCUGCGGUACAAGGACGAGGCAUCCAUGAGUCAGCAUGCAGAACUGUGGCCCUGUAUCCCCUACUGGUGGGGGAACCAGGUGAAGCACCUAGACCUCGUCCACUACCUGGAGCACAUGAAGAGCUGCAGCCACCCAAGUGAGCUGUUCCUGGCCGGCAUCAACCUCACAGAGAACCUGGAGUUUAUCCUCAUCCACCCAGCCUGGUCCCUGGAGAACGUGACUCUGCAGGGGCUCCCCUACCUUUGCGUGUGGGUGAGGGGCCAGUGCCCAGGGUCGGCCGCCGGAUGCACCAACAUCGUCGCGGGCGGCUUCAUCCCGGCUGAUGAGUUUGUUGGCGACGUCAAUGGGUGGAGCCGGAAGCUCCUUGGGGCUGAGGGACAGCGCAUGUGUAGAGCUGGGCAUCGCGGAGGGCGCUCCUCUUUCGCAUCUUGUGACGUCACUGGGCUGAACCGGAAGCUACUUGGGACUGAUGGAUGGCACGUGGGUGGAGCUGGGUAUCACGGAGGCUGUGUCUCAGUCGCGUCCUGUGACGUCACGGUCCUAAACUGGAAGCCACCUGGGUGCUGA